UCGCCGUGUGGCUUGCUUGUCAAUCAUUCUACCCCCGGGGUUCCGGAUAGCGAUCUUGAAUCAAGGCAGCAGCUGGAGCCUUCCCCAGAUCCCUCGUCUUAGUGCUUAGUACCUCGUUGCUAUAGUGCUGUUAUCUUACUCGUUUCCUCAAAUAGCAACCUGCGACAGUGCUGCCCCCGGUUCCUCCCGUUACACCAUCAUGGGAUGGGCCGCAAUUGACUGGUCACGGUGGACCACGAAUCCCUAUUAUGCUUUAGUGGUCUUUAUUAUAGCUUGUGGGAGCAUCCCUAAAGGAUACGAUGAGGGUGGCUACAGCGCCAGCGUGAAGCUCGAAUCCUUCAUGAUCGAUUUCAACCUCAUAACCUCCCAUUGGACCCACGAUGAGACCGGCCUGGCCAACCGGAAGGCCAACAUCACCUCUUUCAACGUGCUGGGCGCUGCGUUUGGCGCCCUCAUCUCCUUGGAUUUGAACGACCGUUUGGGUCGGGUACAAACAUGGCGUCUGUCCUGUCUGGUCUGGGCCUCGGGCCUCUUCAUCCAGGUCUUCUCCUGCGGCAUCUACGGUCUAUUGCUAUUUGCCAGAAUCUGGAGUGGCUUGGGUGCUGGAGCACUGACGGUGACCACGCCUCUGUAUCUUUCUGAGAUUGCGCCUGCGCGGACCCGUGGCUUAGUCGUGAGUAUCUACAUGGUCAUUUUGCUAGCAGUGUUAUCCAUGGGGUUCUUCAUUAACUAUGGAGCCGACUUGCACAUGGCUCCAACACGCGAACAGUACCGCCUGGUGCAGUCUAUCCCGUUGAUUCCCACAGGGAUUGCCUUCUUUGCCUCCUACAUUGUGCCCGAAACGCCUCGCUACCUGGUGUCAAAGCAACGCCCUGAUGAAGGGCGUGCCGUGCUGGCUCGUCUUCGCGGCAAAGAUAUCUCCGAUCCCGAGAUCGAGGACGAGUUCAACACCAUCGAUGCCCAGGUGCGGUCCAAGAGGGCAGACCUGGAGUCUGUCACUCACUGGCAGGCCUUCAAAGAAUCCCAGGUGAACCCUAACUACCGACAACGGUUCUGGCUCCUGAUGACCAUGCAAACCAUCGCCCAAUGGACCGGAGGAAACGGCAUCACCUACUACAUCUCGAGCAUCUUCCAGUAUGCCGGCAUCACUGGAAACGCCGAGUCCCUCAUCUCGUCAGGUGCAUACGGCAUCGUCAAGCUCGUCUUCACCAUGGCCUUCACCUGGGUCUUUAUUGACAUGUUCGGCCGACGCCGCUGCACACUGGUCGGUCUCGCCCUCCAACUAGCCGCCCACAUCUACAUGGGCGCCUACAUGGGCCUCCAGCCGGGUUCCGGUGACAACAAGUCGGCCUCCAACGCGGCCAUCGCAUCCGUGUUCAUCUACGCCGUCGGCUGGUCCGUCGGUCUCUGCACCAUCCCCUACCUCUAUGGCACAGAAAUAUUCCCCACCCGCAUCCGCAACGUAUGCUACGCCCUCAGCAUGACCCUGCACUGGUUCUUCCAGUUCGCCGUGGUGCGAGUCACCCCGAACAUGUUCACCUCUCUCGAUGUCUGGGGCGCUUACGUCUUCUGGGCAUGCAUCUGCUUCCUGGGCAUCAUCAUACUCGGUAUCUGGAUGCCCGAGACCAGCGGCGUCCCCAUCGAGCGUAUGGGCGAUCUCUUCGAUUGCCCAUGGUACCUGCGCUGGCGUGCCAAGCCCAGAGACGUCGACUCCUCAUCCUCCUCCACCACUGCCGGAGAAGGUGACGGUGCUGGCCGUGUCGACUCCAAGCAGGUCGAAAGCAGGAGCGAGCCUCUAUAAACUAUAAACAUUUUAGAAAGAAAGAUUGUUUCUGUUCUGUCUGCUACGCUGCAUUGCAGAGUUUAUCCGCCUGCUCGCAUAUACAUGCAUACAUACAUAACAUACAUUUUACUACAUUUACCUUUUGGAUGAGAUACCCAUGUCUUCGUUCUGGUGGUUUGAUAUGAAUGGUGAUACAUUAUUAUUAUAUUAGUGUUAAUGGUUGGAAGGGGGUGGAAUGGCAGGGCUGGAUAUUGAAUAUCAGGCCGUUUGUGUCGAGGGGAACUCAAGUGAUAAAAAAGACUUCGUUUCUAGUGUGAUGUGGU
Molecule: messenger RNA, 2106 nt
Organism: Aspergillus heteromorphus CBS 117.55
Lineage: Eukaryota; Fungi; Ascomycota; Eurotiomycetes; Eurotiales; Aspergillaceae
Product: putative MFS quinate transporter
Exons: 4
Coding region: 200-1801 (533 amino acids)
Biological process (GO): carbohydrate transport; transmembrane transport
Cellular component (GO): membrane
Molecular function (GO): carbohydrate:proton symporter activity
Source: RefSeq, a predicted model, not a curated record